Molecule: messenger RNA, 1684 nt
Organism: Zingiber officinale
Lineage: Eukaryota; Viridiplantae; Streptophyta; Magnoliopsida; Zingiberales; Zingiberaceae
Exons: 3
Coding region: 810-1295 (161 amino acids)
Source: RefSeq, a predicted model, not a curated record
GUCCCUGCCUGACCAGUCAACGCAUCGCAAUGCACCACACCCACCAUAUCUGCUGUCUGAGCCUCAGGCUGAGGCUGAGCCAGAUGAGGGAAGAAGAACAGAGGGUGAAGGAGAUAGAUGGAUGGAUGGGAGAUAUCCCAUCAAUCAAAGCUCUUCUCUUAUUUUGACCAGUCAAUCCUCACUCCAUUCGCUUUCACUCUUUCCGUCUCCAGGAGCUUUGACAAAUUGAGCGCCAGGCCACUGUUUUCAUGCUCGACUUCAUUUCCACAACCACCAAACAAGCGUCGUCGCCGUCGUCAUCGUCGUCUUUUGUUCUUCUCUCUCUCAUUCAUUAGUAUCGUUUGUUUCCCCUAAACUUGUUCCUGUUUUCUCUUUUCAACGGCAGGAAUUGAUGACCGAAAAAUAUGCUUUGGCAUGGCGUACAUAAAGAUUCGGACAAGCACUCGCACUCGACGGAGAUUAGGCAACUCUCUUUUUCCAAGAAAGAAAAGAUCCUCUACAACUAAUUUCAAAGAGGAAUGAGAGUACAUGUAUGGAAGUAAAGAUGGACAGCUUUAAGUGUACAAAACAUAAGUCCUGCUCCAAUUAAUGCAUGAGAGACAUCUACUGCGUCCUAAAUAGUCACAGACAGAUCCCUCGAAGUACAUCUCUCUUCUUUGUACGUAUUCAUAUAUUUUUUGGGGCGGACUGGACUGGGACUGGACUGGACUGGUAUAUGUUUUUAAAUAUCUCACGAGAAGAUAAAAAGGCAAGCAAAGGCGAGAGAGAGCCGUGCUGUGAUGGAUGACAUGCAAUAAUAUUCACGACACAUGUUCAACCCGGAUCACCAGAAUCUCUGCGGUGGAGGCGCACCUUCCGGCCCGCCCAUGGCCAGCCCCCGCAUCUCCUUCUCUAGCGACUUCCUGAUGGAGGUGCCGACGGCGCGCGCCCCCUCCGGCUCGCCGCCGGACCCCAACUUCGAGUUCUUGGUCGGCAGCCACCCGAUGAUCACAGCCGACCAGCUCUUCUCCAAGGGCAGGUUGCUGCCUCUCAGGGACCCCUACGCGGCCGGCUCAAGCGGCCGCGGCGGCCUCACCACCCUCCGCGACGAGCUCCGGGAAAAAGAUGACUCAGGCGCUGCUGCCGCCGCCGGAUACGGCAGGGAGCGGCCGCCGAAGGGCGCGUCCAUCAAGUGGAAGGAGCUUCUCGGGCUCAAGAAGUCGCGUGGCUCCGCAUUGAAGAAGAUAGAUAAAAGCGAAGGCGCUGCGGGGGACGCAGAUGCGAAUCUCGACAGAGCAAUGCAGGAGGAUACGUAGAACAGAGGAGCUAGCUCGAUCUGGAUGCUGCAACAUCGGCAAAACGUUGAUCAACGACACUAAUUAAUCUAGCGAUAUAGUAACAUUUUGCCCUCUCUCUCUCUCUCUCUCUCUCUCUCUCUCUUUUUCCUCCAUCUCUAUGUUGGUGUUUUGUUUGUUCAUCGAGGUGGAGUUCUUUCACUUGAUUUUAGGUUAACUGCUGGAACUUUUUCAAUCUUUUCAAUUCCUAGACAUUAGCGGGCUAGCUGUUUGUAAGAAUUAGUUAGGUCUAUGGGCUUUAACUCUCUCAUUAAUCUGUGUAAUUGUGCGAGGAAAUUAUAUAUAAAUUUCCUAUUCAAAUCUUGAUGAUCUGAUCCUGAGUUCGGAUCGUUGGGAAUGGGACUCUUUAA